AGGGGCGGAGAGAGGGGAAGACUCGAAUAAUUCGUGAUAAAGACCCCCUCUUUUCUUGACGACUCGAACGUACCUGGAGGGUACCGUUAUAUCCGGCGGAGCGUUGAACCACCGUACUCUGAAAAUGUGUAUUCGAUAUAGAACCCCGCUGGUAGGAUUUCUUCGUUGCACACGAAAUUCUGUUACCUUACGGUCUUCGUCGUAGUUGUUGCUGCUACCGUUGUCGAUCUUUGUGUUUGUUCUGCCGCGAUGCUACGUGUACAUUUUUUUUCUCACUUCAAAUCGACAGUUUGAUGUCAUAAGCAAGCGAAUUUUAUUCAAAAUAACCAAAAUUUUGUCGCGUUGUCAAAGCAUGACGAUGGAUUGCGAAAACUGCAGUGCACUUUUGAUUAUUUGCUCCAUUUCAUCGCUUAUAUUUUGGAGAAAUUGAAGCGUUUAAAAAUAUCUAAUUAAUAGUGUAAAAUGUGGAAAAUUUAUAAUAAGAAUUUUCAUUUUGGAAUUUCUUCUUCAUCAACGUAUUGUGAACCUUCGACGAACGUGUUCCUCAAUCUGUGAUGUGUGCUGAAUAAAUUGUACUUGUUACUUUACUUUCCACACUUGUUUCGAUCUCUUAUGUGGUAUUUUUUAAUUCCGUCUCUACGAUCAAGUGCGAAUUAAUUAACAUAAAUAAAAUAAGAAAGGAUUCGUAAAGAUUGAGGGAAUGAAUAGCGAUUAAAACAUAAAAAGAUCGAAAAAUGGAACGAACAGGUGAUAAAUGGAUGAUGACGGAUGCCGCGGUAACGAAUAACAUCGGACGAUCGAAUGGCGUCAAGCAGGUUGAAACGAAGACAUUGAAGAGUAAAUUUUGGGCUUAUUUUUUAUGGCUCUUCGGGGGGUGGUUUGGCGCACAUCACAUUUAUCUUGAGAGGGACGAACAUGCUUUUGUUUGGCUUUCCACUUUUGGUGGUUAUUUCGGCAUCGGAUGGUUCAGGGAUUUGUGGAGGAUACCGACCUACGUUGCGGAUGCUAAUGAUCAACACGAAUACAUCGAGUGGUGGAAAUUUCAGAUGAGGACUAACAGAAAGCCAGCUUUUUCGACCGUACGUUUUCUGGGUGCCUUGGCUGUCGGAUACUUUUGGACGGAAUUAUUCUACCGAGCCAUACCAGAAGAUGAAAUCGGAGGAAUCAAUUUUCGCCAUCUCAUUAUCUUGUUGCCGGGAGUUGCAACAUUAGGUGUUUGGGUGGUUGGAAACAUUGGAAGAGAACAGGGCUCGAUAUGGAUUCCAUUGAUUUGCACUUACACGUUGUAUCCAACGCUCUAUUAUAUCGGCGACGAAAGUACGUGGAUAUCUCUUAUGGCCGUAACAGCAGCCCUCACCUUCGAUACUUUCAGUAAACAAUGGCGGUUGAAACCGCGCUCAAGAAGGUCGAAAAAACGUAGAUUUAUUAUAUUCACUUCUGCAAUCAUCAUUUACGCUUGCAUUUGGGCGAGUUUUCUAUAUUGGAACGCUUCGAUCACUGGCACCGAUGGGGAAGAAAUCAAACUGUCCGAAGCCAUCCGCCACCUUUUCACGUCACCGAUUUGGCUCGAUCUGAAGACGAGUUUGUGGGCGACCUGGGAACAGGCGAAACAUCAAGGCUUCUGGGAAACUUGGAGAAAUUUGGUUGAUCUCGCUGAUCCGAAAGGAGAAAUCAACGCUUAUUCGAUUCUCGGACUGUCGCAGACGGCAUCGCAGAGUGAAAUUUCCGCGAGAUGGAGAGCAUUAUCGAAGGAGCAUCAUCCUGACAAGGUGAAAGGCACUGAGGAGGAGCGUCGAGCUGCUCAAGAAAAGUUCAUGGAAAUUCAGCAGGCUUUUGAGAUAUUGUCAAGCAAAAAGCAUCGUCGUCAGCAAAAGAAUCGACGAGCUGCUUCGAGUUGAGCAAAACUCUAAUUCAACCAAAAGACGUAAAUGAAAAUCGUUGAGGAAUUCCCACGAAAAUUGUUGAAUAAUAUUCUAGGCAAAUAUUUAAUGCAUGUUGGGGCGAAUCUCAUGAUCGAUAUUUCAAUAAUAAACAAAAAUUUAGUUAUUAAUGAAGAAAUAUUGAUUUAUCAUCAUAGGAAUAACAAUAAUGUCGAUAAUAUACAAUUUUCUGACAGAAAUAAAGAAUUUAUACAAAAUUGUUACACUUUAGUGUUAUAAGAGCGUAAAAAUGUACGCGCUUCUCAUUUAAUUUUGGAUAAGUCCAGCAAACACAACGACAAAUGCUGAAGGGCUGCAUCGUAGUUUGAUAAAUAAUGCGAAAUGAGUCGAAGGCAGUGAAAGCAGCGGGUCGAAACGAUUAUUUCGAUUUGUUGUACGAAAUUGUAUUUUCUUUUAAAAUAAUUGAAAAGCUGCUGCGUUUGUGAAUAUAACAUUGACGAAGAAUUUGUACAAUAUUAAUCAAUGAAUAAUAUUUGACUACAGUCUUGCGCGAGACUAAUUUAUUUA
This is a messenger RNA of Venturia canescens, 2447 nucleotides long. RefSeq names its product TM2 and DnaJ domain-containing protein wurst (gene wus). The transcript is spliced from 5 exons. The record is from RefSeq and is a predicted model, not a curated record. Bases 735 to 1898 code for a protein of 387 amino acids. Gene Ontology annotation, cellular component: membrane. Lineage: Eukaryota; Metazoa; Arthropoda; Insecta; Hymenoptera; Ichneumonidae.